Molecule: messenger RNA, 2745 nt
Organism: Oxyura jamaicensis (ruddy duck)
Lineage: Eukaryota; Metazoa; Chordata; Aves; Anseriformes; Anatidae
Gene: TAS1R3
Product: taste 1 receptor member 3
Exons: 6
Coding region: 92-2701 (869 amino acids)
Biological process (GO): G protein-coupled receptor signaling pathway; sensory perception of sweet taste; sensory perception of umami taste
Cellular component (GO): membrane
Molecular function (GO): sweet taste receptor activity; G protein-coupled receptor activity
Source: RefSeq, a predicted model, not a curated record
UACUGCCCACUGAGCAUAGAGUUACACAUCUAAUGCAGUUUGCUAAACAAAUUUCUCCAUGUGAUUUUCAUCUCUCACGGUUCUAUUUAAAAUGAUUUCCCAGGACCUACUAAGACUGGAUCCCCUGCCCCUAUUCCCUCUCCCACAUUUUAUCAUUUCCAUGAAACAUUUUCUCCAAAAUAGACAAAUAAUGGUCCCUUACCUGCUCCUGGGCUUGAGCUUUGGUUACGCAGUAGCUCUCAAGCCCACAUGCCUCUCAACUCAGUUUAGAAGGCCUGGAGAUUAUAUCAUAGGAGGCUUGUUCCCUUUUGGAAUGGACACCAUAAACCUGACGGCACGAUCAGAGCCCACGUUGGUUGUGUGUGAAAGGUUAUUUGUAGAUGGGCUAAUAUGGGCCCUCGGGAUGAAGUUUGCUAUUGAUCAGAUCAACAACUCCACGUCACUUCUGCCGGGAGUAAAGCUGGGCUAUGACAUUUACGACACCUGCUUUGAGCCCUUGGCAGCCUUACAGCCCAGCUUGCUAUUUCUGACCCGAAACGGCACAACCGGCAUCGGAGUAGUAUGCAACUACACCAACUACCAGCCUCGCGUGACUGCUGUCAUUGGACCACAUAAGUCAGAUCUCUGCCUGGUGACGGCCAAACUAUUCAGCUUUUUCUUGAUCCCACAGGUCAGCUACGGCGCCAGCAGCGAGAAGCUCAGCAACAAGGAGCUGUACCCAUCGUUUUACCGAACUGUUCCCAGUGAUAAGAAGCUGGUGGAAGCUGUGGUCCAGCUGCUCAACAGGUUUGGAUGGAAUUGGAUUGCCACCAUUGGAAGCGAUGAUGAAUAUGGCCGAGGAGCCCAGCAGCUCUUCUUGAGCAUCGUUGGAAAUCACAGCAUCUGCGUCGCUUACGAGGGGCUAAUUCCUACAGACCUCACAGAACCCAAGGCUAAAAUCCAACUGAAAGAGACAGUUGAGCUCAUUAACAAGACCAAAGUCAACAUCAUUGUCCUUUUUGCCUUCACGCAGCCAGCACGGGCCUUGCUGGAAGAGAGCAUCAGGAUGGGACUAAGCAAAAAAGUCUGGAUUGGCACAGAAGCCUGGUUGUUGUCUGACAUAGCUUCCUCCACCUCAAACAUCCAGAGCAUCGGAACGGUUUUAGGCUUUAUUAUGAAAGCAAGCACAGUCCCUGGCUUCCAGGAAUAUGUUGCUGACCUCUUUACCUCCGUCCAGCAGGAUGCAUUUUGCCAGGAGUCCAGAGAAUUCUACCACCGCAUGGCCUCUGGCAUGCUGGGCACAUACUGCAAACAGUGCGACCACAUCUCUCUGCACGACAUCUCGCCCAUACUAAGCAACUCCCAAAUCCAACCGGUGCACGUUGCAGUCCACAGCGUGGCCCACGCGCUGCACAGAGCACUGGGUUGCACCCACCAAGGGUGUCCCAAAGCAGCCAUCAGAUCCUGGCAGCUGCUGCACUUCAUGAAUAGCUUCACAUUCACAGUGAAUGGCCAGAGUUUCAGUUUUGAUGAAUCCCACGGCACAAACACUGGCUACAAGCUUAUAUUAUGGGACUGGAAAAAUGGCACCCUUACACAUCUGCAUGUGGGAGACUAUGAAGAGUCCUUGGACGUCAACAAGUCCCAGAUCCAUUUUCACACUGCAGAUCAAAAGGAGCCUACAUCGGAAUGCUUUAGAGAGUGUAAACCAGGACAAAUCAGACAAAUAAAAGGGUUCCACCUCUGCUGCUACGACUGUAGAGACUGUACAGAAAACACCUUCUGCAGCUCUAAAGACAGCUCCACCUGCACCCCCUGCCUAGAGCAUCAGUGGUCACCGGUGCGGAGCACGCGAUGUUACGACCGCAGCGAGAGGUACCUCUUCUGGAACGAGCCGCUCACCGUUGCCUUGCUGACGCUGAUGUCCAUCGCCCUAUGCCUGACGGGUCUGACAGCAGUGCUGUUUUUUAAGAACCUUGAGACGCCCGUCGUGCAGGCUUCUGGAGGCGAUCGGAACCUCUUCGCCUUGUUCGCGCUCAUGCUGCUGUGUCUCAGCUCCUGCCUCUACAUCGGGAAGCCCAGUAACAGCCUCUGUACGAUGCAGCAGGUUGUCUACGCCCUGUGCCUCAAUGCCUGCUUCUCCACCUUCUUCACCAAGUCCCUCGAGAUCUCCCUUCUGACUGACUUCCCUCGCUGGGCCCCCACCUUCUUGCCGUGGGUGACGCAGAGGAGGGCCUGGCUCGUCGUUGCCUUGUGCCUCCUCACCGAGUGCUUGCUCUGUUUCUGCUACCUCCACCUGGGCCCUGACCACCUGGUGUCCGACUACAAGUCGCUGCGCACUGAGGUUCUGCUGGUGUGCGACACCAGGUCCUGGCUUGCCUUUGCCUUGAUGCACGGCUACAACAGCUGCUUGGCCAUCGUCUGCUUCCUGUGCACCUUCAUGGUGGACACUCCUGGUAAGAAGUACAACAUCGCCAGGGGGAUCACGUUUGCCUUCCUAAUCUACUUCAUCAUCUGGAUCUUCUUCGUCGCUAUUUUUGCCACCCUGAAGACAGUUCUCAGGUCUGUUACUCAGAUCAGUACCAUUCUGAUGAUCACCCUGGGUAUCCUGGGGACCUACUACAUCCCGAAAUGCUACAUCAUCUUGCUCAAGCCUGACUUGAACACAGUGAAUUAUUUCCAGAAUUCCAUCAAAGAGGAGACAGAGGGAGACUCUCAGUGAACAGACAAUAAACCAGACCCACUGCAGCCUCGAUAGGAACUGUC